GAAGUUCACCUCGUGGUUGCUGGUGUCCAGUAACAAGGCCCAACUCUCUCCCUCUCUCUCUCUCUCUCGCUCUCUCUCUUCCUUGUUUCUUUUUCCUUCUUUUGUCUGUCAACAAGAAGAAAAGGAGACCCUUCUAUCAAAAUCUUCAGUUGCGAGGAAUAGUCCUUUUCAUCAUCCAUAGAUCUUCAGUUUCCCAUUUUCACAAGGAGAAUGAUCAUCACAGUGAAAGACUCAACCAUGGUCCGGCCGGCGGCCGAGACACCACAUCACGGGCUGUGGAAAUCGAAUCUGGACCUUUUGGUGCCAAGGAUGCACACUCCAAGCGUUUACUUCUAUAGAUUUGAUGGCAGCCACAACUUCUUCGACACGGAGGUGAUAAAAGACGCACUGAGCAGAGCACUUGUUCCGUUCUACCCCAUGGCCGGCAGGCUUCGGCGAGAUGAAGAUGGUCGAAUCGAGAUCGACUGCAAUGGCCAUGGGGUUCUCUUUGUUGAGGCCGUGGCGGAGGCGACGGUGGCCGAUUUUGGAGAUUUUGCUCCUACCAUGGAGCUCAAGCAGCUCAUCCCAGCUAUUGACUACACCGGACAAAUCUCUUCCUACCCUCUCUUGGUCCUUCAGGUCACGUUUUUCAAAUGUGGAGGCGUCAGUGUAGGGGUUGGCAUGCAGCAUCACGUUGCCGACGGGUUCUCGGGUCUGCAUUUUAUUAAUUCCUGGUCCGAUAUUGCUCGUGGCAUGGAUGUGAAUUCCCUCCCUUUCAUUGAUCGGAAUCGGACCAUCUUAAGGCCAAGGGAUCCUCCAAUGCCUGCCUUCCCUCAUAUAGAGUAUCAGCCUCCUCCCCCAUUGAAAAACAAGAUCCUGACAGAGAUACCACAUGGAAAACACCAAACCACCCCUCCAUCCGUGGCAAUUUUCAAACUUACCCGGAACCAAUUAACAAAGUUGAAGAACAAGGCCAAAGAAGGAGAUAACUCCAUCAGCUAUAGUUCCUAUGAAAUGCUGUCCGGGCACGUAUGGAGAUGCGUUUGCAUGGCCAGAGGCCUAGACCAUGACCAAGAAACCAAGUUGUACAUAGCCACGGACGGCCGCUCACGGCUCCAGCCACCGCUACCGGCGGGUUACUUCGGCAAUGUCAUCUUCACCACGACGCCUGUCGCGAUCUCCGGCAACCUAGUGGCCAUGCCAACAUACUACGCUGCAAGCAAAAUCCACGAUGCAAUCUCAAUAAUGGACAACCAGUACUUGAGGUCGGCGCUCGACUACCUAGAGCUGCAGCCCGACCUGAGCACGCUCGUUCGCGGGGCACACACUUUUGAGUGCCCGAACCUAGGCAUCACCAGCUGGACCAGGCUGCCCAUUCAUGAUGCGGAUUUUGGGUGGGGGAGGCCCAUUUUCAUGGGACCUGGGGGCAUAGCUUAUGAGGGCUUGGCUUUCAUGCUGCCUAGCCCUUCCAAUGAUGGUAGCCUGUCUAUUGCCAUUGCUCUGCAACCUAACCACAUGAAAGCUUUUGAGAAAUUUAUAUAUGAAAUAUGAGUCCGUCCAUAACUUGCCGAUAUCUGCUGCUUUAUUUGCCAGAUGCAGCAGCACUUUGUGUGUUGUCUUUCUCAAUGCAUGAUUAUAUGGGUGGCUUUUACAUAUUUGAAAAAGAUAUGAAUAAAAGAUGUAUUUUUAGAGGUC
Messenger RNA from Nymphaea colorata (pocket water lily), 1674 nucleotides. RefSeq names its product shikimate O-hydroxycinnamoyltransferase-like. The record is from RefSeq and is a predicted model, not a curated record. The transcript is spliced from 3 exons. Bases 211 to 1530 code for a protein of 439 amino acids. Lineage: Eukaryota; Viridiplantae; Streptophyta; Magnoliopsida; Nymphaeales; Nymphaeaceae. Gene Ontology annotation, molecular function: acyltransferase activity, transferring groups other than amino-acyl groups.